Messenger RNA from Plasmopara halstedii, 177 nucleotides. RefSeq lists its product as uncharacterized. The transcript is spliced from 2 exons. The record is from RefSeq and is a predicted model, not a curated record. The coding region runs from base 1 to 177 and encodes 58 amino acids. Lineage: Eukaryota; Oomycota; Peronosporomycetes; Peronosporales; Peronosporaceae.
AUGGCACUUUCUGUCUUAAUUAACGAAGGUGGACUUGCGCUUCUAGAAUUUGCGGUCGCUCUGCUCAGAAGUCAAGUUUUUUGCUAUAAACAUAUAAAACUUCACAUUUGCAGUGGGGUGCACCAGCUUAUAGCUAAACCAAACGUCUCAUUUGAGACACCUCAGUGUACGAUCUGA